UUAAAAUUAUUGUUUUUCCUCUUUGUCUUUUUUCUCCUUUUUUUCGUUUGGUGAAAGUGACAACAGAAGAAGAUUUUCGAUAGGAUCCGAAUCAAUUUGCCAUUUUUCUAAUUUGUUUAUUUCCAAUUAAUUGUUGACAAUUUUUUUUUGUUUUAUUCAAACAAAAAUAGUGCAACAAAUAUUUACGACGAUCGUCGUCCUUGUUGAGUAAAAAGGAAAGUGAUACACAAUUUUGUUUGCACAAAAAAUGGCACAAAUAGUACGAACGAUUUACGAUAGUUAUCGUGAUCUGAUGGACAAUAAAAGCGAUCCGAGGGUCAACAAUUGGGCAAUGAUGGGCGGACCAUUUCCAACACUUUUCAUUUGUUUAUUUUACGCAUACUUCGUCAAAGUAAUUGGGCCAAAAAUAAUGGAAAAUCGCAAACCGUUUGACCUUAAAAAUAUCAUGAAAAUUUAUAAUCUAUUCCAAGUGGUAUUUUCCUGUUGGUUAUUUUACGAGUGUUUGAUGUCCGGCUGGUGGGGCGUUUAUUCGUUGAGAUGUCAACCGGUCGAUUAUUCGGACGAUCCUAUGGCACUUAGAAUGGCAAAUGGCUGUUGGUGGUAUUACUUUUCUAAGUUUACCGAAUUAAUAGAUACAAUAUUUUUCGUUUUGCGAAAGAAGAACGAUCAGAUAUCAACGUUGCACGUGAUUCAUCACGGUUGCAUGCCAAUGUCCGUUUGGUUUGGUGUCAAAUUCACCCCAGGUGGUCACAGUACGUUCUUCGGUCUUUUGAAUACGUUUGUUCACAUAGUAAUGUAUUCAUAUUAUUUCCUGGCUGCAUUCGGACCAAAAAUUCAACCAUACUUAUGGUGGAAAAAAUAUUUAACGAGUUUGCAAAUGAUACAAUUUCUUUUCGUAAUGAUUCACGCAUUCCAACUUUUAUUCAUCGAAUGCAAUUAUCCCAAAGCAUUCGUAUGGUUGAUCGGCAUGCACGCGAUUAUGUUUUAUUUCUUGUUCCGUGAUUUUUAUAUCGAGGCAUAUAAAAAGAGAAAUAAUAUUAAUUCGACAUUGAAAAGUCAUCAACGUAAGGAAAUGAUUAAAAAGAAUGAUGAAGAAGAAGAAGAUAAGAACAACAAAUCAAUGAAAAAUGGUAUUAAGGAUAACGAUAUUAUUUAUGCUAAUCAAUACAAAAUGGCGACUGGUUAUAUAUCCGACAAGGGCCUGAGAAAUCGCGUUUUCAUCGACAAUCGAGGAUUAUCCAUGGAAUGAAACACGAAUAAAGGACAAGAUAUAAAAAAGGGCAUUUUAAGGACGUUGAUUCAUUUGAAUUAACGUUGACGCUUAAUCCUUGCCCAAAGGAUAACCGUUUAAGACUUUUUCAUUUGCGAAUGCGUGUAGUUAAUAUGAUAAGUGAAUGAAUGGGGAAAAGGAAAAAGAAAGAAUAAAAGAAA
Molecule: messenger RNA, 1431 nt
Organism: Polistes canadensis
Lineage: Eukaryota; Metazoa; Arthropoda; Insecta; Hymenoptera; Vespidae
Product: elongation of very long chain fatty acids protein AAEL008004-like
Exons: 4
Coding region: 248-1249 (333 amino acids)
Biological process (GO): fatty acid elongation, monounsaturated fatty acid; fatty acid elongation, saturated fatty acid; sphingolipid biosynthetic process
Cellular component (GO): endoplasmic reticulum membrane
Molecular function (GO): fatty acid elongase activity
Source: RefSeq, a predicted model, not a curated record